ACACCUGCAACAGAGAUAGAGGGAGAACCCCGAGCGCAUGCACACAGACACAAAAACACAAGUAAACACCAGCAAGAAACAUUCUGCUAACAGACUUCACUCUAAUUGCCCUCAUCUGUGUGAAGCAAAAUGAAAGACUGGCGCUGGUUACCUUUACAAAGAGUAAUUUAUCCCUCGGUGGAGCACUCCAUGUCCAAGAUGUCCCAAUCCUCCACCAACGACGAGGGUACCACCUUUGAGCACCUUUGGAGCAGCUUGGAGCCGGACAGCACAUAUUUUGAGCUUCCUCAGACUGGUCAUCCAGGGGACAGGGGACCAUCCAACAGCCUGCCCAACAACCGGGCUGAGGUGUGCAUGGAUGUCUACCAAAUGAGGGACCUGAAUGACAACGUUAUGUCUCAGUAUAGCUUGCUGAGCAGCAGUAUGGAGCAGGGAUUGGGGAACCGUGCAGCGUCCACCAGCCCCUACAGCUCUGAGACUGCCUCCAACGUCCCCACGCCGUCGCCCUACUCACAGCCCAACUCCACCUUCGAGGCCAUGUCCCCGGCUCCGGCCAUCCCCUCCAACACGGACUACCCCGGGCCGCACAGCUUCGAGGUGACCUUCCAGCAGUCCAGCACGGCCAAGUCCGCCACAUGGACGUAUUCUCCAUUGCUGAAGAAGCUGUACUGUCAGAUCGCUAAAACCUGCCCAAUUCAGGUCAAGCUGGCCUCGGCACCCCCACAUGGCAGUGUGGUACGAGCCAUGCCCAUCUACAAGAAAGCUGAACAUGUGACUGAAGUUGUCAAGCGCUGCCCCAACCACGAGCUUGGGCGUGAAUUCAACGAAAGUCAGUCUGCUCCAGCCAGCCAUUUGAUCAGAGUUGAGGGGAAUAACUUGAGUCAAUAUGUGGACGAUCCAGUAACGGGCAGACAGAGUGUAUUUGUACCUUAUGAAACCCCACAGGUGGGAACAGAGUUCACAACAAUUUUGUAUAAUUUCAUGUGCAACAGCAGCUGUGUCGGUGGAAUGAACCGCAGGCCCAUCCUCAUCAUCAUUACCCUGGAGACAAGAGACGGUCAGGUGUUGGGACGUCGCUCUUUUGAAGGCCGGAUAUGUGCCUGCCCAGGCCGAGACCGUAAAGCAGAUGAAGAUCACUUCAGAGAACAGCAGGCACUUAAUGAGAGCGUAGCCAAGAAUGGCAAUGCCAACAAACGCAAUUUCAGACAGACCCCACCCAACAUUCCAGGCCCUCCCAUCAACAUCAAGAAGAGAAGACAUGGAGAAGAGGAGAUGUACUACAUCCCAGUGCGAGGACGGGAGAACUUUGACCUCCUGAUGAAGAUCAAAGACAGUUUAGAAUUAGUGGAAUUGGUGCCACAGCAGUUGGUAGACUCCUACAGGCAACAGCAACAGCAGCUACUUCACAGACAGGGUCAUGUGACCUCUCCGUCUUCCUAUGGGACACCAAUGAGCAACAUGAACAAAGUCCAUGGAAACAUCAGCAAGCUUCCCUCAGUCAACCAGAUAGUGGCUCACCAGACGCAACAGGGUGCAGGGCCCUCCAGCAUGGCACACAUGGGUGCAAACAUGCUGGGCGGCCACCACAUGCAGACAAACGGUGACGUGAAUGGAGCGCACUCAGGCCAGUCUAUGGUUUCUGCAUCUCACUGCACCCCUCCCCCUCCCUACAACCCAGACCCCAGCCUCGUCAGCUUCUUAACCAGCCUGGGCUGCCAAAACUGCAUCGACUACUUCACCUCGCAGGGCCUCCAGAGCAUCUACCACCUGCAGACCCUCACCAUGGAGGAUCUUGGGGCUCUUAAGAUCCCGGAGCAGUACCGCUUGGCCAUAUGGCGGGGCCUGCAGGACAUGAAGCAAAGUCAUGACUAUGGGCAGCAGCUCAUUCGCUCCAGCAGCAACAUGGCAACCAUGGCUAUCGGCCCCAGCGGAGAACUGCAGCGGCAGCGGGUCAUGGAGGCUGUGCACUUCCGCGUGCGCCAUACCAUCACAAUCCCCAACCGCGGCGGCCCCACAGGGGGUGAGGACUGGGCAGACUUUGGUUUUGACAUGCCAGACUGUAAGACACGCAAGCACUCUAUUAAGGAGGAGUACGCUGAGGGAGAUGUUCGCUAAGAGGGAGACACUGCUCAUGUGUUUAUUCUUUAUUUGUCAUAAUCAGUUGAUUUUCCAUAAUUUUCCUGCCAGGACUGAAAUGGACAGUUUUAAUGUUAAUAUUUUUUUUUUUAUUAUUAUUAUCUCACUAUUACAGGGUACUAAAGCAUGCUCAAUGCAACAAAAACUCCCCCCAGACCUUUUGUAAAGAGUCAUUGUAAAGGAAAAUGCUAGAACUUAUAACACUGGUAACAGUAAAUUUCUUCUCUAAUAUGUGGGUGGUUAUGCAUCAGUUUGCUGAUGCAUUUCAAAGUAAUAGAAAACAAUUGAUGCAUGAGAUUAAUAUCUGGUAAUAUCUGAUUAACGUCAGGUAAACUGAAAUUUUAGCUAAAUUUUUAUAACUUUUAUAAAUAAAAAAAAAAGGUCCCAAUACAUACAGUUCAGUAGCAGUUCAGGCAUUACUUAACAGUUUGUUCAUGUCUGGUAAUUGUCAUAGACAAUCACUGUUACAAUUUUAGAAAGAUUAUAUUCAUCAUUUUCAUUCUGAAGCAGCUCUCUUGGUUUAUUUAUAAAAAGUGAAUGGCAAAUAUGAAAAUACAAGGGGACCUGUUAUUGUAAAUUGUUACAAUCAUAUUGCCACACGUGACACAUUUAAAUCAUGUCCAAUUUUUACAGCUUACGUAUAUUUACCUCGUACCUACCAAGUGGUUGCAUUUAGUUGGUUUACUAGUACUUGACUGUAGCUGCCACCCGGCUGUUAUUUGCCAACAGCUAGUGCUCUCUCAUGAAUGGUCCACUGUCUAAAAAAGCCAGUCCAUUAAUUUGUAAUUUUGCCACCUAACAAAUCCCACUGUAUGAGCAGCACUGUUUAACCAGUUAAUCUGUCCAGCAGCAGUCUAGUCUUGGGAUUUAAAACUAACCUUUAUCUAUUUGGCAGACAGACUUAGAAAAUGGCCAGAAAGUGUAGGUUAAAAGUAAAUGUACCUCUGUCUCAUAUGUAUAAAUCAUUGAUACAAAGUAAUAAAGUAUGCCCAGUAAUAAAGUAUGUUAUAAUCUUUUUAAACCUUAAAAACUGCAACAAUGAUUGAUCAUAACUGAUUCCUACCUAUUAUAUUGUCAGAAUCAAUUUAAAUGGUGUAAGCCAUUCUCAAGAGCUCAAGAGUGAUCUUGGAGUAUAUUGUCUUUACAGAGGUUUUAUUUUGUGAGUAUUUUGCAGAUUGUUUUAUUGGGUGGUCACAAAUACAUGAUCCCUGAACAUCACAUAUUUGCAAGGCAAGUCCGCUGUACAUCAUCUCACGAAAGAAACAAAGAAACCAACAAAACAUGAAUUGCUUCUUUUUGGAAUCUGCUACCCUUGUAUGAAUCCUAGUAUUAUGUGUCAUGUUGUUUACUUAGCGAUAAAUGUAUAAUGUAAAAUAUUGGGUUUAGAAAAAGGUUUUAAAACGCAUUUAAAACAGUUUUGCUCAAAAAAAUUCCCCCAAUUCUGUUGUAUUAGCCUUGCAGGACAAGGUUUAUUUAACAUGCUAAACAGUUGUAUACAGUUGUUUUUUGGUUUGUUUGUCAUUUUGUGUAAUUUGUCAUUGUUUUAAUAUGCUGUAUAAGACUGGUACAAUACUGAUAAUAUACAUAGAAUAACACAAAUAUUGACCAAAGCCCAGGUAUUAAUAUCUUUGGAGGACUUCAGUAGACCUCAAUCCAAAUAGACAAACGUUAUGUAGAAACAAGCAAGCAUUUCAACUGCCGAGUAAGACUCUUAAAAGUGUGAGAAGGUGCUUUAAAUGGUUCUUGGAGUGAUGCCAUAGAAAAAUAUAUUUUGAUCAACAGUUAAGAGUUAUGAGUGUGAAAGUUCUAUAGACAGGUCAUGAUAAUUAACGGACCUAAAGUUUGAGAAACAGACAUCCCAACUCUCCUGUGACUCGUGGAAUUCUCCCACAUACUGAUGAGGCUCACUAAUGCUCUAAUGCUCACUAAUCCUAUACAAUAUCCCAGAAUUAGGAUAGUUGAUAUUGAACAGACCUAAGGAGAGGUGUGACACAGAGUAUCCGGAUUGGUGGGGGGCUUGGUGCUUGGUUUUUGCAGGGUGGGAUGUCUGUAAAACUGUAUUGGUAGAAAUCAUCUGUCUGGACUAAACUGAUAUACGCACUUGUAAAAAAAGUCUCUUCAAUCUGUCAAAUGAGGAUCUAUUAUUCCUCAGCUGACCUUGUUUGUUAAUGGGUGUAAUGGGUGUAGUUGCAGCAGCUCACAGUGGUCAGUGGGUUUUGGAAUUGGAGACAGCUAAAAUCCAUAUACCAAAGCACUUUAUUGCUUUUGUAUAUUGUAAACAAUGUAAUAUUGAUUGUGAUCAGUAUUAUGUCAUGUCGGUCAUAACAGAUUUUAUAAAUGUUUUAAACUUUAUAUGUGUUUUCUUAAACAGUGAUGUACAUUUUUAUUGUUGUUUAUAUUCACAUUUAUGGAACAUGAUGUUUCUGUUUGAUUUCUGUACGGUGUUUUUUUAUGAAAAUUAAAGUGUGUACA
Astyanax mexicanus (Mexican tetra) is the source of this 4608-nucleotide messenger RNA. RefSeq names its product tumor protein p73 (gene tp73). Gene Ontology annotation, cellular component: nucleus. Bases 130 to 2115 code for a protein of 661 amino acids. NCBI's taxonomy places the organism in Eukaryota, Metazoa, Chordata, Actinopteri, Characiformes, Acestrorhamphidae. Gene Ontology annotation, biological process: protein tetramerization; regulation of transcription by RNA polymerase II; apoptotic process. The record is from RefSeq and is a predicted model, not a curated record. The transcript has 14 exons. Gene Ontology annotation, molecular function: protein binding; RNA polymerase II cis-regulatory region sequence-specific DNA binding; DNA-binding transcription factor activity, RNA polymerase II-specific.